AUGUUUGAAAUACGCAGCUACAACCGAUUUGCUGCCAGAACAACAGUCUACGAACAGUUCCGGCGCUUGAAACCAAUAGGUACCCCUCUGCUGACCCUGAGGGGCACGGCUGCAUCUGUUACCCUGGAAAUGAGAUUCUGCAGCAUUUUAAAAGGCUCGGUUUUGCGCUGUGGGGGUGCUACCUGCGGCCCCCCGCCACGGAGCCGCACCCGGUCCCCGUGUUGCCGCCUUUGGCCGGGUUUUACCUGCGCUCUGACCGUAGCCCGGCUAAGCGGAGCAUUAAUUUGCUUGUAUUUACAGGCGCAUUCGACCAAAAGAGCGGAUCCUGCUGAACUACGAAGUAUUUUCUUGCAGUAUGCAAGCGUUGAGAAAGAUGGUGAGCAUUACAUGACCCCAGAGGACUUUGUGCAGAAAUACCUGGGGCUUCAUACGGAUCCGCAGCACAAUCCUAAAACAGUACAGCUGUUGGCUGGAGUGGCAGAUCAAACUAAGGAUGGGUUAAUUUCCUUCCAAGAAUUUUUGGCAUUUGAAUCUGUUUUGUGUACUCCAGAUGCAAUAUUCAUUGUUGCUUUUCAGUUAUUUGACAGGAAUGGCAAUGGAGAAGUAACAUUUGCAAAUGUCAAAGAAAUAUUUGAACAAACUCUUAUUCAUCUUCAAAUCCCGUUCAACUGGGACUGUGAGUUUAUUCGACUGCAUUUUGGACAUAACAGGAAGAAGCAUCUUAACUAUGCAGAGUUCACUCAGUUUCUUCAGGAGCUGCAGUCAGAACAUGCAAGACAAGCCUUUGCAUUGAAGGACAAAAAUAAAAGUGGUGUGAUAACUGGACUGGACUUCAAUGAGAUCAUGGUUACUAUUCGCUCCCAUAUGCUAACUCCAUUUGUGGAAGAAAAUUUAGUUUCAGUAGCUGGUGGAACUGUAUCACAUCAGGUCAGCUUCUCCUUUUUCAAUGCAUUUAAUGCCCUUUUGAAUAACAUGGAUCUUGUUAGGAAGAUAUACAGUAAUAUAGCAGGUACAAGAAGAGAUGUUGAAGUCACAAAAGAGGAAUUUGCACACUCUGCAAUCCACUUCGGACAAAUUACACCACUGGAAAUAGAUAUUCUCUACCAACUUACAGACUUAUACAGUGUUACUGGGCGCUUAACUUUGGCAGAUAUUGAGAGAAUAGCACCACUGGCUGAAGGUGCAUUACCUUACAACCUGGCUGAGCUCCAAAGGCAGCAAUCUUUUGGAGAAUUAGGCAGACCUAUUUGGCUCCAGAUAGCUGAGUCAGCUUACAGGUUCACUUUAGGCUCAAUUGCUGGAGCUGUUGGUGCUACUGCAGUAUAUCCCAUAGACCUGGUGAAAACUCGUAUGCAGAAUCAGCGCACCACAGGUUCAGUCGUAGGAGAGUUGAUGUAUAAAAACAGCUUUGACUGCUUUAAAAAGGUUUUGCGUUUUGAAGGCUUUUUUGGUCUUUACAGAGGCUUGUUACCACAGCUGAUAGGUGUUGCUCCAGAAAAGGCUAUUAAGCUAACUGUUAAUGACUUUGUCAGAGACAAAUUUACUAAGAAAGAUGGUUCCAUUCCACUCCCUGCAGAGAUCCUUGCUGGAGGCUGUGCAGGAGGUUCCCAGGUCAUCUUCACUAAUCCUCUGGAGAUUGUAAAGAUUCGGUUGCAGGUGGCAGGAGAAAUUACUACAGGACCCAGAGUCAGUGCCCUCUCUGUUAUAAAAGAUUUGGGUUUCCUUGGUCUUUAUAAGGGUGCCAAAGCAUGUUUCCUCAGAGACAUUCCCUUUUCUGCAAUCUACUUUCCGGUUUAUGCUCAUAGUAAAAUGAUGUUUGCUGAUGAAAGUGGCCAUGUGGGAGGGCUUAAUCUUCUUGCAGCUGGAGCCAUUGCAGGUGUGCCUGCUGCUUCUUUGGUAACCCCUGCUGAUGUCAUCAAGACAAGACUGCAAGUGGCAGCUCGCGCUGGUCAGACAACAUACAGUGGAGUUAUUGACUGCUUCAGAAAGAUUCUAAGGGAAGAAGGCCCUUCAGCUUUGUGGAAGGGAGCUGGAGCUCGUGUGUUCAGAUCUUCACCCCAGUUUGGUGUUACUUUGGUCACUUAUGAGCUUCUGCAGAGAUGGUUGUAUGUUGAUUUUGGAGGCCACAAACCCGCUGGAUCAGAAUCUACCCCAAAAACACGGAUUUCAGAUCUUCCUCCUGUUAACCCUGCACAUAUAGGAGGAUACAGACUUGCUACAGCUACAUUUGCUGGUAUAGAAAAUAAAUUUGGUUUAUAUCUUCCAAAGUUUCGAGCUCCUGCUGCCACUGCAGCUCAAGCACACAGUAGCAGCUGAGUCCUGAAAAGAUGUUUCAAAUGAACAAAGUUGAUGCAGUGGAAAGAGUUCACAAGAGUACUGCUGUAUUUUUUUCCAGUCAGCUGCAUGUGUUCUAGCUGAACUGAGCUUGCAAAUAUAAUUGCUCCUUUCAAAUAUUCAUACAUACCUGCAUUUAUUUAUUUACACACAAGGAACUGAUUGAAGCUGUGGUUCUCUGCCUUGUUCUAACCAGUGGCAUGAAGCUGUAACCUAGACUUUGCCUUGCACAGCUUGCAUUUAAUGUUACUGUACAUAUUGUACAUCUUUGUACAGAGACAUCAGGGCAUCUAUACACGUACAUUUAUAUAAUGGGUACUGCAGUUCAGAAUAGUUUGAAAUGUACAGAUGUUUUGAAGGUGUUUUGUUAACAAUCGUGACAAUAAAACGUUUUAAAACGCU
Molecule: messenger RNA, 2736 nt
Organism: Ficedula albicollis (Collared flycatcher)
Lineage: Eukaryota; Metazoa; Chordata; Aves; Passeriformes; Muscicapidae
Gene: SLC25A12
Product: solute carrier family 25 member 12
Exons: 18
Coding region: 1-2316 (771 amino acids)
Biological process (GO): L-glutamate transmembrane transport; aspartate transmembrane transport; malate-aspartate shuttle
Molecular function (GO): L-glutamate transmembrane transporter activity; L-aspartate transmembrane transporter activity; calcium ion binding
Source: RefSeq, a predicted model, not a curated record